AUGGAACUGGCGGAGCUUCUGAAAUCAGAAGGCCUCUCUCCCGAGCUGGCCGAUCUCGCUGUUGCAAGCGGUUGGAAGUCAUCUACUUUCAAGCAUGCUGUCAGUAAACUGGAAGAAUUAGACUCUGUAUUGGGCGAAAUUUUCCCGGAAAAGGUGCUGACAGCUCUUCAGAAAGCGACAAUUCGUUCUGUCUGGAGUACUUUGCAGGAAUCUGGGGCCUCCGGCUCAGCAGAAUCUCCAACCCCUGCCGCAACAGAACCUCGUGAAGGCUCAUGGGUGGAAUCUUUUGCCCCAAAGAUAUCAUCCUCUUCGAUUUCCGAGAUGAAACGUAAGUAUCUGGUGAACUACCCGUCCGAGAUCCUCAACUAUUCCACCCAGCCGUCAACAAGGUUGCUAAGCCUCGCAUCCCACCAGCAGAACAAGAAGGAUUGGCGCUGGAUCCCCUGGAAGUUCAGGAUGACGGAAGAGCGAGCAUCAGAGAUUCUGAUGUCUCGCCCCAACAAGCAACCACGGCUUGAGGCCAUCGGGCUUUCUGGUAUGUUGCUUGACGAACCUCCUGCACUUGAAAUCCAGGACCACUCUAUGGGGGUGAAUGCUAUUCAGAAGCUUAUGAAUGUUCAUGACGUAUCCUUGGCAAUGGUUGGAACGGCCCAUCUCGCCAGGUUGAAGGGCCAUACGACAAAGUUCAUUUCACUGCUGACUCAAAAAUUCGACGCAUCAUCGGGCUUACGGCCACCAUCAGUACUUGAGGCACAACAGGCUGAUUGCCGCUUGUGGCAGGGCAUGAUCACCUUGGUCACCGACAAAGGCUGGACUAUGGAUGAUGCACUCUAUGAAUUUACAGAGGUCAGGGGCGAGAUGCCCAGUCUUCUUCAAGCUCGAGCGCGUCCUCCUCCCAUUCCCAAAGGCUGGGACGGGAAAGGCAAAACCAACAAGGGUCUAGGGAAGAUGCUCGUGGAAUCCUAUGCCAAGGGUUACGCAUCCCAAGCGGCUAUGAAAGGCAAGGGAAAGGACAAAAGCAAGUCCAAAGAGGCUAAAGGCGGCUCCAAUAUCAACUUUGUGAAGUCCAUUAUGGCGGGGUCCGAGUCCAAACCACUGUGUGUGAAUUGGCAACUGAGUCGUUGCAAUCGUGGAAACGCGUGUCCAUUCAUACACGCCUGUGCCUUCCCGAAACCCAAUGGGCAAGCUUGUGGAAGCAAGACGCAUACCGCACUGCAGCACGAGAGCACUCCACACUGA
Symbiodinium sp. CCMP2592 is the source of this 1239-nucleotide messenger RNA. The record is from the annotation of a GenBank genome assembly. NCBI's taxonomy places the organism in Eukaryota, Dinophyceae, Suessiales, Symbiodiniaceae.